Dreissena polymorpha is the source of this 3338-nucleotide messenger RNA. RefSeq lists its product as uncharacterized. The transcript is spliced from 6 exons. The coding region runs from base 213 to 1574 and encodes 453 amino acids. Lineage: Eukaryota; Metazoa; Mollusca; Bivalvia; Myida; Dreissenidae. The record is from RefSeq and is a predicted model, not a curated record. Gene Ontology annotation, biological process: protein ubiquitination; Notch signaling pathway. Gene Ontology annotation, molecular function: zinc ion binding.
CCUGUUUUUGGACAAUCGUCUGCUCAUGGUCGGCAAGUAAUCUCGAUCGGUAGCGGUGAUCAAAUAAUUGCAAAUAGUAGCAUUAGAUUAGAUGUACAUCGUUGUAAUGAAGUUAUAAACUGAGGUUAUGACUAUUCAUGUUAACUAAAGAAGCAAUCGACUAUGCAAAAUAUAAGACAGAUUAAUGUAUUGAGGAAAAUACACUACUCUUCAUGGCUACGGCACCAGAUGUAUGUGGGUUUUGCUUUAAAGAACCCGUAUUUGGAUUCUGUAAAAACUGUAAUAUUUCGCUAGGUGUGAGUUGCUUUUCAAAUCAUACUAAGAUAACUAUAUUUGCUGGCCAUAUUGUGUUUGCAUUGAAUAACUCAGAGAACAAGCCAUAUUUAACAUUACCCAUAGAAAAUGACAAAAAGGAAAAUGACAUAGACGAACAUAAAUGCCAAAAGCACGAAACAGAACCACAGUCGUUUUAUUGUGGAAGGCAUGACGCAACCAUAUGUGGUCGAUGUAUACAGGCUGACCACGUGACUUGUAAAGAUGCAAUCGUUGAUCUACAUAAAACACGGUUUGAUAAACAAAAGGCUGAUGCACUUUUGGCCACUUUGAACGAAAUUGAAUGCGAAAUAAUUGACCUUCAGGUCCGUGUAGACGGAAACGCUGAACUGAAUGACGAGUGUAGAGCGUCAUCUAUUAACGCAAUUAAAGAAUAUCGAACGAAAAUUGAUCUCAGACUUAACCAGUUACAGUUCGAUGCAGAACAAUCCACAGAGAAGAAACACAAAGAAAAUAUGGACACCCUUGUUGAAGUUAAACAAAUGUGCAAAGACGUUUCUCUUCGAAUUCAAAUCUUUGGCAAAAAAAUUGAGGAGUUAUGGAAGAAAAAACAGGAACGGCAUUUGUUUGUAUAUUCUAAAAAACUGGCCAUUGCAAUAGAUGAAAUAAGAACAGCUAUUAAGCAGUCGAACUUCAAAAACCAUAUAACACAAUUCACAUUUAAAGAACAUCCAACAUUGGAAAAUAUACUUCUGAAAACAAUUCUCGAAAUCGGAACACUUCAGGAGGCUUGUGAUGGAAGCGAAGAAAUAGUUGACGAUACACAUGAUACAUUUACGGGGACUCCUGUACCUGCAGCUAAAAGAUGUGCGGGAGAAAUAACACAACCGAAGAAUGUUGCGUCCGGCAAUCAGCCUCCUGGAAAGAUGACUAUCGUCCGCAAAGCAGAAAUAGGGCCGCUUACAUAUUUACACAUAACGUAUGUUUUUUUGGAUGGACAGCAACCGAAUGGCAAAAGGUAUAAAGGUUGUACUGAGAAAGUGGGUCUCUCUGACUCGGUCGAAGGAAGAAACAUUUGCAGAAUGCUUAAAGUGGCCUUUCGAAGGAAAUUGCUGUUUACCAUUAACAGUGAAGGCGCCAUUGUAUAUAACGGUAUAGAUCCUCCGAGCUCACAUUUGACAGGGUAUGGAAUUGACAGAAACAAUUAUUACGGAAUAACCGCUCAGUUGGAAGCUAAGGGCAUCACAACAGAGGGCAUUGAUACUAAUGAUAAAUUGACGGAAACGGUGACUGUGGACUAGUUAGAUAGAACCACGUGAAUAAUGUCCGUUUAAAAAAAAAACAUGAAGAAUAUUUUAAAAAGCAAACAACGAAUAUACUUUUAUGUAAAUAAAAUAAAAUUUGAAAAGUGGGAAAAUAUUGACCUAAACUAUUCGAGGAAACAGAACCAGUAAACAAAUCAAUGAAAUGAAGUGGGACUCCUUUGCUGGUUUUGACUCUUAAUGAUUUAUUAUAGGGAACACUGAUAUCAGUUUUUCGCUUGACUAAUCAACGAAUAGUUAUUAAUACACUUCUCCUCCAUUUGUCGACCUCACCAUCUGAGCAAUUCUAUUGUUAAGUUUUGCCUGCAACUUCACAUUUCAAAUGUUCCUAACAAAGUAUUCAAUUGAAACUUCACAUAUGUGCUCGUGAUCAUUUUUAAGGUCACUUUGGCAGUUCAAUAACUAUGACUUUAAUUGUAUGCGAGUUCUUUGCAAUUGAAAAUGAAUACGGGUUAAUGCAUAGCUAUUAUAUGUAUUGAAAUAAACCUGAUAUAUGUAUGCUGGGUUUUUAUAACCAGUCACUAAAUUAAAGGCCUAUGACGAGCCUAUUUGCAGGAUUGUUCCCUCUAUGCAACUUUUAGAAAAUCAGGUAACAGUUUGCGUGCAAAUAGGAAUGCAGGUUUGGGCUUUUGUGUAGAAAGUACAUAUAUAUGUCACUACUGAAGAUAUUUAUUUGAAACUUCACAAGUAUCUGCGGGGUCAUCAUGCGAUAUAAAGAAGAUAAAUUCCAGCUGUUAGAGCAGUAUUGCAUGCUCAUUAUAUACAAUUUGUUGAUUCUUGUUUUAAGGCAAGUCACCAAGUACAAAGACAGUACAAAAAGCACAAUAAUAAGGAACAAUAUACACACAUCGAUGAAUUAAGCUUGGGUCACCGCCAUAUUAAAGGUAUACUCCACUUCUGAUUUAGGAACAUGAAUUACAUUAGCCAUUUAGCAGGAUUAUGUAAAUUUUUUGUACCAAAACGAAACAGGUUAAAGUUUGCUUGAAACAAGUAAAUAUCGAUGUAACUACAACAGAUAUUCAAUUGAAUCUUCACACGUAUUUCGUUAUCAUAUUUCGAACUGAAAUAAGCUUAUAACUGACAUGCAUUUAACAAAAUUAUGUAAGUGCUUCAUGAAUAUAAGUUACCAAUCAACAGCAUUUAAGAAAUACUAUAAUUAUUCAUGUGUAACAGUCAGUUUUUUAUAGUGAUAAAUUGUUUUUUUUUCUACGGGAGAUUGUUAGAAAACAUAUAUAAAUGUUAUUUAAUAAGUGGUAACAAUAAACCCAUAUUUGUCUUGAAGUAUACUUUAGAACAAACAUCACAAUGAAUAUAUUCUUAUGUAUUUCAUGGGGAUACUUUUGAAGAUAUUAACUUCAGCAGCUUAAGGGUCAGUUAUCUAGUUUACAGGAUGUUUUUAUUGAUAACAUGUCUUCUCUGUUUAAUUUGCUUUGUAAAAGGUUUGUGAUAUAUAUUCCAAACAUAAUUGUGUUUCGUUGUAUAUGAUACUAUUUGUUUUUGCCGAAUACAUAUUGGUCUUUUUUUUUUUAACACAUCAUUUAUAUCUAUAUAUGCCUAUACUCAUAUAGCAGUUGUUUGUUUUGCAAUUAGCUUGUUUGUACCAAUUCAAUAAUGUUUAUCUCUACUCAAUGACAAAUGGUAAUGACUAUUUUCUUAUUCUUCAAUUUAUUAAAGAGUUUCGUACAUGUAUAUAAUUAUAUGUUAAAACUUUUAUUUUUCAAAUAAACAGAAUAAAAACAUGUA